GUAGUUUAUUUGCCCCGAGCAUCCCUUGAGAAUAUUUAUUGUGGGUUUAGGGUGGAGUGCAGAAGAGGUUCCGUAAAGACUAGGAUUGUAGGUGACACCUCUGCAGCUGUGCCUUUGGGUGUCCCGGAGCACGAGGGGAGGGAGGAGAUAGAUCUAGUCUGAAUUCCCAUCUUGGGAGAAUCUUCUGCAGAUACAGCUUGUAGCUAGAGGAGCCUUGAGUUGGCACAGAAUGGCUAGAGAACCCAGAACGUCCGCAGCCCUAAACGCCCGAUCUGCAGAAGAGGGCACUGGGCUUCUAGUGGUGAAAGUGGAACAGGAAGAGAUCUCCCCCUUGGCAGAGGAGACCAGUUGGCUGGGCAGUCCUGGCCCUGACCGCUCCCGCCAGCGCUUCCGUGCUUUCCGCUACCCAGAGGCAGCCGGGCCCCGGCAGGCGCUGAGCCGGCUCCGCGAGCUCUGCAGACAGUGGCUGCGGCCAGACAUGCACAGCAAGGAGCAGAUCCUGGAGCUGCUGGUGCUGGAGCAGUUCCUGACCAUCCUGCCAGGGGAGCUGCAGGCCUGGGUGCGCGAGCAGCACCCCGACAGCGGGGAGGAGGUGGUGGCGCUGCUGGAGUACUUGGACAGGCAGCUGGAUGACACACCUCCACAGGUUUCAACGGGGGAAUGGAGUCGAGAACUUCUCUGCUGCAAGGUGGCAGUGGUGACACCAUCCCAGGACUCACAAAGUAGCCACUCCCAGGCAAUGAAGUCACUCUUCAAGCAUGAAUCUCAGGAAUCUUUGGAGUGUUCACCCUUACAGGCCAGAGGGCUGGAAAUGAAGCCUGAGACCAGGGACUUGCCUCGAGCUGAAGAAUACAGGGAACAAAAGCCUGAGCAGACAGUGUGCUUCCUGGGUGAAGACACUGUCCCCAUUCCUACAGGUGUAGAAGCCAGUGAGCAGGAAAGCAAGUUACAGACAACACAGAAGAGUGCCACAGGAACCAGGCGGUUCUAUUGCCGUGAAUGUGGGAAGAGCUUUGCUCAGAGUUCAGGCUUGACCAAACACAAAAGAAUCCACACAGGAGAGAAACCUUUUGAAUGUAACCAAUGUAGUAAAGCCUUUGCACAAAGUAGUAGUCUUCUAACACAUAAAAGAAUCCACACAGGAGAGAAGCCCUAUGAAUGUGAAGACUGUGGGAAGACCUUUAUUGGGAGCUCUGCCCUUGUCAUUCAUCAGAGAGUUCACACUGGUGAGAAGCCAUAUGAGUGUGAAGAAUGUGGCAAAGUCUUCAGUCACAGCUCCAACCUCAUCAAGCACCAGAGAACCCACACUGGGGAAAAGCCCUACGAGUGUGAUGACUGUGGGAAAACCUUCACUCAGAGCUGCAGCCUCCUUGAACAUCACAAAAUUCACACUGGGGAGAAGCCAUUCCAGUGCAACUUGUGUGGCAAAGCCUUUAGGCGUAGCUCACAUCUCCUGAGACAUCAGCGGAUCCAUGGUGAUAAAACUGCUCCAAAGCCUCUGCAGGGAGAGGCCUGGGAAGGUCAGAGUACGGUGGCAGGCCAGGGGGAAGAUGUUGAAGCUCCUGAGACUUACCAGUGCAGUGAGUGUGAAAGAAGUUUCACUCAGAGGAGAAGCCUUCUUGAACAUAAAAAAAUCCACACGGGUGAGAAACCCUACCAGUGUGAAGCAUGCGGGAAGGGCUUUACCCGAACUUCAUACCUUGCUCAACAUCAGAGGAGCCACGUGGGGAAAAAAUUGUCUCACAGUGAUCUGUAGCACACCUGCUGGGGUUGGUGAGCACUUGCCAGUGAGCUGAAGACACCUGGAGCCCUCACUACCUGCAGAAGAGAGGGUGUGGCCAAUACACACUGUCCAGCGUUAGAUGUUAUAGUUUGAGGUGGAUUAUCUUUCCUGUUUAAAAAGUAACUGGAAUGAGACUUACNAAUUGAGGAUAUGGAGGUGUUCUCUGGAUGAGAUCGCACUGAAGUGUUCCCACCAUUUGGAUNUACAAGGACUUCCAGAACAGUCACUCUUAGCCAGCAGUUUUCUCCUGAAUGGAUGGUUCCGGAUUUUGGAGUGUCCCUUCUUUACUAUUUGUUUGUCAAUCUGAAUCUUUUAUGUCUAGUCAGAUUCCUGCGGUCUUAGCUCCCCUAUUGUGCCUUGUGCAUGGGUGCUAGAAAACCUUUACUCCAGGGACUGAUGAAAUAUUCUUCAACACUGAAAAUCUGGGUCUAGCUUUCUGAAGAAGUUCUAACUUGGACCAUUUGUGUUUGCAUCUAACUGGCUAAGGUUCUAGAGUCUGAGGCAGCCCUACAGUUUUCAUAUUAAGUACACAGUGUUACAGAGUUCGAGUAGAGAGAUUCCAUAUAUCUUUACGAGGAUAGAGAAUAUGGUGAAGAAUGCCUCCAGCAACUUCUGAAGAUGUAGGGAGACAUUCCUGUCCUAAAAACCUCCAUUAGAACAUACUUAGGUGUUUUUUUUUUAACCUUUUACUGUGAAAGUUUUCAGUUAUGCAAAUAAAAAGCAAUCUUAUUUU
Mus caroli (Ryukyu mouse) is the source of this 2516-nucleotide messenger RNA. Its product is annotated as zinc finger protein with KRAB and SCAN domains 3-like. Gene Ontology annotation, molecular function: RNA polymerase II cis-regulatory region sequence-specific DNA binding; DNA-binding transcription activator activity, RNA polymerase II-specific. Gene Ontology annotation, cellular component: nucleus. Lineage: Eukaryota; Metazoa; Chordata; Mammalia; Rodentia; Muridae. The record is from RefSeq and is a predicted model, not a curated record. Gene Ontology annotation, biological process: regulation of transcription by RNA polymerase II.